Momordica charantia (bitter melon) is the source of this 1398-nucleotide messenger RNA. Its product is annotated as interferon-activable protein. NCBI's taxonomy places the organism in Eukaryota, Viridiplantae, Streptophyta, Magnoliopsida, Cucurbitales, Cucurbitaceae. The record is from RefSeq and is a predicted model, not a curated record.
CAGAGAACUCUCCAGCACUCUUAACGGUAACAUCUUCUUCUUCUUCCUCAUCUUCUUCUUCGGCUCCUCCAAUCUCCACCUUCUCGAUCCCAAUGGAACCAGCUAAAAUCGACUGGAAAAAUGUUCAGUGGAGAUUCGUAGAGGACGAAUUGUACGAGCACAUCAAUGCCCCCAAAUGGGUUGAUUUCACCGCGAUCCACGACCCCGUGGAUGAUGACGCCUGGUUUUGUCGAUCCGAUUGUAAGCAUCCAAAGACAGCGGAAGAAUUGCUUCGUGUCACUCCUUCGAAGCUUGCAAGCCCUGGUUAUAGCUCUGAAACUCUUCAAUCCAGUGAUCGGAUAGGAAGAGAUGGAAGGUUGAAGAGAAGGGGGCUUCUUCAGUCUUCAAACAAUGAGAAUCAGAAUCCCAAUUUUUCAACGCCUCAAACUCACGCAGCCAAAACUGCCUCCACCAAGACACAGAUCAAAUCAAGCACUGAGAAGAAGCCAUUGAUGGAUGAUGGUCAACAGAAGAACAAUGGAACUCCGUCGCUGAAAAGCACACUUUCAGCAAGAAAUUUAUUUGCAGGGCGAGAUAUUCUGAAUCAAAUUACAGAGUUUUGCAAUGAAAUAAAGAGGAUGGCAACCAGGGUCAGGGAGAGAGAGAAUGCUAAGCAACUGGCUCCGGAGAAUGGUGUAGAGGCUGAGAAGAAAAAUAUAGAGAAGGAGGUUCCCUCAAAUAAUCUGGAAAGGAAGGAGAAAGAGAGGAAGCCAUUCGGGGAACUCGGUAAAGAGAAAUCUGAUGGUGCUAUUAGUAACAGUGUAAAACAUAAGCUGAAGAACAAUAUCAAAACUGCAGCAGACAGCGAAAACAUCCCAAUCUCUCUGGAUUUGGAGAAGGUGCGGCACAAAAGAGAUGAUAACGUGCUGCAAAUCCGAACCAAUCCGCCUUCUCCCCAGUGCUUUUCCAACGUACGUGGACCGAACAAAAUCACCCCUUCGCAGGCUUCAAAAUCUAGAUUAAAGGAGAAGGAAAUUCUUGUAGAAGUGGAUAAAGAAAAAUCUGCGGAGAGAGUUAAAACCAUUUCUUCUGCUGUUGGUGAAAAAGAAGCAAGAGCAUUGGAUGUUCUUUGGUUUCUCAAGCCUUGCACUCUUUCUAACUAAAGAAAAAACUCCAUGAAGGUUGAGCCAAAGAGGCAUAUUUUGCAGAUUAUUCUUUCAUUCUUUGUGUUCUUCAUUCUUCUUAGUGUCCUUUACAGCCAUAGUGUCUGUCAUCAUAUAAGCUCCACACUGCUGCUGGUUCCUUGUUGAUAAAUCAAGAUUCAUGUAUUUAGCCACAAAACAAUUUUUCUUGAAUUGAGUUUCAAUGAACAGAAACAGAAAGAUCUAUUUUUUACAAUACAGCUUUGUUUUUCAGGAA